This is a messenger RNA of Plodia interpunctella (Indianmeal moth), 555 nucleotides long. RefSeq lists its product as uncharacterized. Bases 1 to 555 code for a protein of 184 amino acids. The transcript has 4 exons. NCBI's taxonomy places the organism in Eukaryota, Metazoa, Arthropoda, Insecta, Lepidoptera, Pyralidae. The record is from RefSeq and is a predicted model, not a curated record.
AUGAUUUGGUUGUUUACUUUAUUAUGCAUCUUUGGGAUUGUACAGGGUUUAGAAGUAAUUCCUGAGAAGCCAGAAGUAGAAUAUAUCAAUCAUAAAUACAUUAAGAACAUGAAGUUCACCAUACAAAGAAAAGGAAGAGGAAGCCCCUAUUAUAUUCAUUUUUACGUCGAAACUUUAUCUGGAUGUGGAAAUAACUUGACGAUAACUAUGAAACUAUAUGAAUAUAUUGGUGGCAAUUAUUUGCCGACAGGAAUACAAGGAGAGUAUAAAAUAUGUGACUUCUUAGAACAUGAACCAUACUUAGGCAAAAUGUUCAAUAUUCAAGUUCAACAACGACUAAAUGCUUCGUGCCCGUUCAAAGCUGGCUCCUAUCAAAUCAAAGAUCUGGUCAUCGACCUAGAGAAUUUUCCGUUCAACAUCCCGUUCACUUGGUCGUCGAUCAGCGUGCGCACGCGCAGUGACGUCACUGGCCAUCUCACAGAGACCAAAGAGCCAGUGUUCAGGUACAACUUCCAGUUCACAAUCACCCAGAAACCGAGAAAUAAAAUAAUUUGA